CUGAUGUUCCUCCCAACGAGAUAUGUAAGUUGCAACAGCAAACAGAGCAGCCCUAGUCAUAUGAAUAACCUCGUGAGUUUGGAACUUGUGCUUAAAAUCUGUUACAGUUAAUUCACCGUAAAUGCCAUACUUUUCACUAGAGGGGGAAACUGGUUCGGGACGACUUUGAAAUCAGCGCGCAUGAGUACCAGCAGAUUACAGCACAUAAAGGAUCAUCUUUUGGGUGAAUACACGUGUGCAGAGAUGGCAGCUCCAUACAGCCCACUGACCACUCACGUCCUGAACACCGGGAUGGGCGUCCCUGGAGCCCGCAUGGCCCUCAGCCUGCAUCGCAUGGAUCCCUCCACUUCACUCUGGAACCUUCUCACCACAGGGACUACUAAUGAUGAUGGGCGCUGCCCAGGACUCAUCACCAGCGAAACUUUCACUCCAGCGGUGUACAAGAUGCGCUUUGAGACGGGCCAAUACUGGGAGAGUCUGGGAGAGACCUCUUUCUACCCAUACGUCGAGAUAGUCUUCACCAUAACGGACCACAGUCAGAAGUUCCAUAUUCCUCUGCUCUGCAGCCGCUUCUCCUACACUACCUACCGGGGGAGCUAGAGAGUCUGUCACUCACCCCCACUCACCAUCUCUCACCUGGGCCACAUUCAGUUGUCAAACGUUGUCUAAUCUCGGUUAACCCAGAACUAACGUCUUGCUUAAUUGUCAGAUGCUUGAUUAAGUUCCGGGUCCAUAUGUAUUAAGGGAAGAGAUCGCAACUGGAACGAAGAGCUCCACCCUUCUCUCUUUGCAAGUUACGGGCAAGUCUAUGGUUCAAAUGUCUCCUCCCCUUCCAAAAUUUGAAAGAUGCUAACACCUGUGAAAUCGUGAUUAGUCCAAAGCACCGGAACUAAUGCUGCUCAUUAUCUCACUCAUCCCGUUUAUCAUGCCAGAUCUACGGGACCAUUUAUGUUUACGUAGUCUGUCCACGAGAGAUUAAACAUUGUUGAACGUUGCAGAUAGAAAUGCCAUGACCAGAGUCUACAUGAUUCCUUGUUCUACAUGUCAGAUAGAAGAAAUAUGUUAUGAUGAAUAAACAUCUGAACGUUCCAAAGCGUUGUGUCCUGCUGAACGCGCCCCUGGCUGACUGUGACCCGCACCUGUCACCUGGGCCUAUUCAGGUGGUUGAAAGUCAUCCAUCAGUUAUUGUAGGUAGAAAUGUACCGAAGAAAGCACUCUUCUGUAAUACUAGUUAUACUAUUAUAGUUAUUGAGUACAGAACACAAGAACAGUAUCAUUUAUGUGGUACAUUUCUACCAGUAACAGUUGUUAUGUGCUCCUGUCAUCCAAGGCUCUCUGAGAGAUCCCAGUCAUUUGUUUCACUUGCCUUUUUGGACCAAUCGAUGACAGCAAACACUUUUUUUAUGUUUGAUCUGAUGUUAACAACAUUUCUAAGCUUUAUUAGACAGUGGGGUUGUGAUGUGUGCCAUUUCCUUCAGAAUAUUGAUUACCUAUUUUUGUGUCCUGAAAUUCAUUUUGAAAAAUCUAGAUAGCAAAAUAAACAAUUACAAUCUUA
Molecule: messenger RNA, 1555 nt
Organism: Salmo salar (Atlantic salmon)
Lineage: Eukaryota; Metazoa; Chordata; Actinopteri; Salmoniformes; Salmonidae
Product: 5-hydroxyisourate hydrolase
Biological process (GO): purine nucleobase metabolic process
Molecular function (GO): hydroxyisourate hydrolase activity
Source: RefSeq, a predicted model, not a curated record